AUGCUUCGCUCCCCAAAUAGUGUUCGAGGUCAACAUCAAUCAACAUCAAGUAUUUAUAACUACAAAACACUCAAUGAAAUGGAAAUGAGGACGAUAAGUACGAGAACAUCACAUCAACCAUCAAUAAUAGAUAGUCAGACAUCGAAUAAAUAUAAUGAAACAUUGAAAACAUCACUUGCUGAUCGAUCUUUAUAUCUUCCUUUACAUCGAAUGUUGAGUAAUGUUUCUUUAUACGAAAUGAUUAUUGAAGGAAAAUGGAAAUUUCGGGCAUAUGAAGAUGAUAGUUUUCGAUUCAAAUCAAUGGGUAUUGAAAAUUUAGUUUAUAUUUGUCAUGAUAUUAUGAAUAAAACACUUGAAAUAAUGAAAUUAAAACAACGAAACCAACGAAUAUCUUCAUCAAGUUGUGAAUCAUGGCCGAUAGUAAAUCUUGAUACUUUCAAAAUAUUGACAGAUGCUGAUCGUGCUUGUCUUAAUCGUGUCCAUAUAUUUGCUCUGAUGACAAUUAUCUUUGAAGCAACAUCGACAAAGUCUUUAAUAUCUGAAUCUGUUCGUAUUUGGGGUGAAGCUUCUGAACAUGUCAAUUAUCAAGAUAGUUUUUCUAAAUCUCAUAAUCAACCUAAAAUAUCUUAUGAAACUGCUUUUCGACAUUUAAUUCAUACACCUGACAAUCAACUUCUUCACAUAGCUCUUCAUGUAUCUCUUAUAACCGGUCAUAGUCGAAUGGAUUUACAGCAAUUAGGUGAAAAAUUAGGUGUCCAACGGUAUCAUUUUGAUAUGGGUUCAAUUAAAGAUUCAACAAAAGCUUUUCAAGAUCUGAUAAAAUUAUUACGUGAACAAAAACUAAAACGAGAACGUGAACAACAAUGUGUUGAUAUUAGUAAAUUACCAUAUAAACCAAAAAAGAAACGAGGUCUUAAUGCCAAUGUUUCAGGCACAAAGUUUGCUGUUGUUCGUCAAGCUGCUGAUGUAUUCGGCUUUUCUAUAAGUUCCGAUAAUGAUAUUACUUGUAAUCUAUUGUGGAAUGAUACAUUGAUAUCGAUGGAUAUUGUAUCAGCGCUGAAACCUUACCAGAAAGUAAAUCAUUUUCCAACAAUGAGUGAAAUUUCACGUAAAGAUUUGUUAGCUAGAAAUUUUGAUAAAUUAUCACGUAUUCUACCGGAUGAAUAUAAUUUUACGCCUAGAACAUGGAUAUUACCAAAUGAAUAUAAUACAUGGUAUUCAUAUGCUUCGAGUAAGGCGAAAAAAGAUCAAUGUACUUAUAUUCUUAAACCAAAUAAUGGUGCGAUGGGACAUGGAAUUCAAGUUUUUUGUGAUUAUGAACGAAUUCAAUCAAUGGAUAAUUAUAUUAUUCAAGAAUAUAUUCGAGAACCUUAUCUUAUCGAUGGUUUUAAAUUCGAUCUUCGAAUUUAUGCAUUAUUAACAUCAUGUGAUCCGCUUCGUGUAUUUAUUUUUAAUAAUGGACUUGUUCGUAUGAGUACAGAAAAAUAUGAAAUACCUAAUCGCAAAAAUGCUUCUCAUCUUUUUAUGCAUUUAACAAAUUAUUCAGUAAAUAAAUAUAAUGUUGAUUAUGAAAUUAGUACAUCAAAUACUAAUGCCGAGAAUACAGGAAGUAAACGGUCACUUAAAUUUUUAUUUGAAUAUUUACGAACACAAAAUCAAGAUGCAACUACACUUUGGAAAGAUAUACAAAACAUUGUAAUAAAAACAGUAUUUCUUGCUCAACCGCAUUUAUUUGCUGCUUAUCGAAUGUGUCGUCCCGGUGCUUCACCAUCAAGUGAAAGUGUUUGUUUUGAAUUACUUGGUUUUGAUAUACUAGUUGAUAAAAAUUUAAAACCAUGGGUACUUGAAGUAAAUCGUUGUCCAAGUUUUGGUACUAAUGAGCAAAUUGAUUUUGAUAUGAAAAUGAAAUUAUUACUUGAUACAUUUGAAUUACUUCGUUUUCGAACAUCAGACAGAAAAAAAAGUCUUGCUAUUGAAAAAGCUGAAGCACAACGUCGUUUAUAUUCAAAUAUGGGUAAAACUAGUCGUUUAUUGGAUGAUGCAUCACUGAUUCUUUCAAAUGGAAACUAUCGAGAUGUUCGAACUCGACAAAAAAGGCUUGCUGAUGUCAAAGAAAAAUUAUAUCUUCUUCAACGUGAAACAGCUCGUGAAACCUUUGAAAAUCGUCAUUUAGGAAGUUUUAUACGUUUAUUUCCCGUUGAAGAUAGUAUUCGAAUGAAUGAAUUAAUGAUCAUAUUAACAAAAUGUUUUGAUGUAUUAUAUGCAAAUAAAAAAGAUUUAUCAUGGAGUACAAAAUAUUAUAAUCGAUAUAAAGAAGAAGAAUUAUUAGAACAAUUAGCUGAACUUGAAGAUCUUGAUCAAACUGAACAAAAACGAAAUCCUCGUUUAGCUUUUGUAUCAAAUAAUAGUCUUCCAAUAGAACGUACAUCUCCAUCAGCUAGUUUUGCAUCCGAAUUAAGUGAUGAUGAUGAUGGUCAACAUCAAGUGAACUCACCCGUACCGUCUGAUUUAGUUAAUAAAGCAACAUCAUCAAUAACUACUAUAACAACAACUAGUUCUUUAUUGAAAAGAUAUACAACACAAUCACGAACAAAUGUACUUCGUCCAACACCACUAUCACCAUUAAUUAUUCGAAAACAACAGCAAAUAUCAGUUGUUUCUUCAAAUACUCUUCGACGACCAACCUUACGAACACAAGGAAGUCCAUCAGACAUGAAAUCAAAUCGAAUAAUUGAUAAGAAAAUUUAUUCAACAUCAUCAAGUCAAAAUACAGAUCGACAAAGUCCACAAUCUCGAAUAGCAUCCAGAGGAAUGAAUAAUCAUUCUCAAAUGGUUACAUAUACAACAAUUACACAAACACCUAGAAAAUUAUUAAAUAGUAAUACAUCAUCUGUUGGUCGAUCAACAUCAUUCAAUACUCCUAAAGAAUUACAAAUGAGUGAUGCUGACUUGAAUCGUCUCUAUCAAUUAACACUUGAACAAAUGCAUCAAUUAUGUAUUCGCUAUCCAAAUAAAUCUGAUGAUGAAACACGACAAAUUUGUCAUGAAAUUGUUGAAAAUUGGAAUAAAUAUCGAACAUCAAUAGGAGAAUUUUGGUUAUCGAAAUUAGAUACACGAAAAAGACAAGCAAUUAUAAGAAUCGUUUGGAAUAAUGUUCAACAAAUAAUGAAACAAUUAUGGAAAAUUGAUCAAUAUGUUGAACAAUUAUCAUUAAGUAAACAUUUAACUAAAUUAGAACAACGUUUAUUAGCUAAUAAUGGACAAUAUUUAUGGGAUAUAUGUCAAAAUCGAUAUAAUUCAUGGGGAUCAUCAUUGAUAACAAGUACAAAUCGUGUAUCUCCAAUUGAAUUAGCUUGUUGUAAUCGUUUUAUUGAAUUAUGUAAACAAGCUUUAUUUAUUGUUUAUCGUUAUUCAAUUGAUGAAAAAAUUAAAAAACAGCAACAACAUCAAACAGAAGGAUCAACAAUAAUGGUUAUUUCAUAA
Messenger RNA from Rotaria sordida, 3483 nucleotides. The record is from the annotation of a GenBank genome assembly. NCBI's taxonomy places the organism in Eukaryota, Metazoa, Rotifera, Eurotatoria, Philodinida, Philodinidae.